Phycomyces blakesleeanus NRRL 1555(-) is the source of this 1104-nucleotide messenger RNA. RefSeq names its product Skn-1-like basic-leucine zipper transcription factor. NCBI's taxonomy places the organism in Eukaryota, Fungi, Mucoromycota, Mucoromycetes, Mucorales, Phycomycetaceae. The record is from RefSeq and is a predicted model, not a curated record. The transcript has a single exon. Gene Ontology annotation, biological process: regulation of DNA-templated transcription. Gene Ontology annotation, molecular function: DNA-binding transcription factor activity. The coding region runs from base 1 to 1104 and encodes 367 amino acids.
AUGUCUUUAUCUCUUUCCAAUCGACAACCAUCUCUUCAAUUCCACUCCAGGCCAAUGGCCAUUUCUACUAUCACAUCACCUCCGCUUGCCUCUUCUCAUCUUCUGUCUCCAAACCCCUUCUUCAGACCCGGGACAGAAAUCCCUACUCUGGCCUCAUCAGACUCUUCCCCAACAUCCUCUUCAUCCUCUACUUGCUCCUCAACUUCUCCUCCUCCCAUCCAAAAGGCCCUCUCUGUACGCUCACCCCGACUAUUUACGCCCAACUGCGGCCCUACAGAUCCAGAGACCCAAAUGACCCAGAUGACCCAGAUGACUCAAAUGACUCAAAUGACCCAAAUGACCCAAAUGACUCGACCAUACAGACCCGAAAAUAUCCACCGCACCUCAAUUCCAUCAUCUCAUCGACAUGGAUCCCACUCAUAUGCUUACUCUCCCCUCCAACGCACCCACACCCAUAGCAACCAUACUCACAAUCAAGCCUCUCCUCAGACCAUGGCAUCAUACACAUCAGACUCCAGCAGCAACAGCUCACCUUGCAUGACACCUCUCUCACCAUCCUCUCCACUGUCCCUACAGGAACGUCGGCAGCGUAACAAGGCUGCCUCAGCCAAAUAUCGAGCCAAGAAAAACCAGCAGCACGGAGAGAUGCGGUCUCUGAUCGACUCGAUUACCAAAGAAAACGAUCUUUUGUCUCGCCAGCUAGACCAUGCCCAGCGAGAAAACAGCCGACUCAAGGCAACAUGCGACCGUCUCCGGGGAAAGAUGCUUGCAGAAAAGAUGCUCAAGCGGCUCUUGGGCCAGGACAAACAGCACCCAAACUCAACCCCAAACUCAAAUCCAAACGACCCUAAGCAUAAUAAGGAGGACGAAGUGAUGUCUCUGGCUGACCCUUCAGAAUGUUAUUUCCAGAACCACUCAAAUCAAGCAACAACAGCGGCUGAACAACAGCACCAGCGCCAUCAAAGAAUGGCCGUGCUCGAGCGAUUCGAUGAAGACAUUGAUUUUGAAGAUGAUGUUGAUGACGAAGAAAAGAACCAAGCAUGGAACACAAAAGAGCGCAUUGGCCGAGUGUCACCAGAAGGCAAACCAAAUCUCUUUGGAUAA